AUGGAUUGGUCAACAUGCUUAAUAAUAUUGAGCGGCAUAGUCCAUAUAACGAUAUGCAAAAAUUGUGUCAUCGACAACCGUUCUGUGAACUUUGACUGGGAAAAGAAACUGCAUGAAGACCUCAGCAAAUGCUAUAAUUCAUUUGAAGCACCUGCCAAUAACACAAUAAUCAAACUGAGUAUUGAUAUGAAAUAUUUCACAACAGACGAGGGUGAUGGUUCUCUUUCUAUGCUUAGUUAUGCUACGGUCACUUGGCUCGAUGAAAGACUUAAAUGGAAUCCAAAAGACUACUUCGAUAUAACAAAUAUAGAUUACUGGGGUUACGAGUAUUGGACACCGACGAUAGUAGCAACCAACAUAGCUGAAGUAGAUGAUUAUUAUAUGUAUGGAGUGUGUACAUUAAAAUUUACUGGUGAUAUUUUAUGUGUGCAAAAGAAGGUAUAUAAAGCUCGUUGUAUUCAUUAUAUUACAAAUUGGCCAUAUGAUGAAUUGAUAUGUACUCUUAAUUACGCCAUAAAACACUUCGGAAAUAGUGACUCCAUACUCGUUCCAAGAUGGAACAAAACUGCUGACAUAUUUGGAGCUGAAUAUGGAGACGAAUGGAUCAUUGUUGAUUAUGUAGAUACUUUUAACGUUACUGAGAAAAUUCAAAUUAGAUUAACAUUUACUCUUGUACGUAACGGUGAAGUUAUUGCAUCAGUGAUAAUAUAUCCUAUUGUUAAUUUAAUAUUAUGCAAAAAUUGUGUCAUCGACAACCGCUCUGUUAACUCGUACCGGGAAAAGAAAUUACUUGACGAUCUCAGCAAAUGCAGCAGCCCAAUAGAAGCACCUUCCAAUAAUACCAUAGUCAAAUUGAGGAUUAUCAUGAAAUAUUUCAUAAUAGACGAAUACGACGACUCUCUAUUUGCGUAUUGUUACGCCGUUACCACCUGGAUAGACGACAGAUUAAAGUGGAUUCCAAAAGACUACUACGAUAUUACAGAUAUAGAGUUCUGGAGUUACCAAUAUUGGAUGCCGCCAGUAGUAUUGAUCAACACAGGAGAAAAAGAUGAUUACGUGUAUUAUGGGAUGUGCAAUUCAAAAUGGACGGGAGAAGUUUUCUGUAUGCCGAAGAUAGAAAGCAGAGGUCAGUGUAUUUCUUAUGUCACAAACUGGCCAUAUGAUACAAAGAUAUGCACUCUCAGUUAUGGCCAACGUUACGACGAAAGAAGUAACAUUAUACUCGUUCCUUUAUCAAACAAGACAGCUAGUUUGUUAGGUGCUGAAUAUGGUGCUGAAUGGAUUAUUACUGAUUAUCAAGACGAUUUUAACGUAACAAACAAAAUUAAAAUUAGAUUAACGUUCACUCUCGAACGGAACGCCGAAGGUCUUGCAUCAGUGACAAUAUGUCCGUCGGUUCUAUUAGCGAUACUGACACUUGUGACGAUUUUUAGAGACGUGAACAACUUCAAACGCUUCUGGAUGACGUGUUUCGUUGUCUUUUGUCAUAUUUAUUAUUUACAGACAUUGACUAAUCUAAUGCCUCGAUUUGAAAGUGAAGUACCGGCGAUAUUAAUUUUCUUUAGAUUUUCCCUGCUCAUGAGCAGUCUUUUGGUGAUUCUAACUUUAGCACUGAAGCAAUUUAAAUAUCGCAAAACAUCUCCUCCUGUUUGGGUAACGUCGGUUAAUAGUUUAGUGUUCAAUUAUUACGGUAAAUAUCUUAUUCUGCCUCGAUGGAAUGUUAUCAGUUCAGAAUCAGUAAAUGUGAAAAAUGUGGAAGCUUGGAAUGAUUUUGGUAAUAUACUUAAUUCAAUUUUGUUACUAAUCUAUACAUUUUUGUAUUUGAUAAUGAUGCUUGUUUACGUACCCAAGCCGCCACCUUUGGCGUUUUAA
Diatraea saccharalis (sugarcane borer) is the source of this 1872-nucleotide messenger RNA. The record is from the annotation of a GenBank genome assembly. NCBI's taxonomy places the organism in Eukaryota, Metazoa, Arthropoda, Insecta, Lepidoptera, Crambidae.